Volvox carteri f. nagariensis is the source of this 3443-nucleotide messenger RNA. RefSeq lists its product as uncharacterized. Gene Ontology annotation, molecular function: pseudouridylate synthase activity. NCBI's taxonomy places the organism in Eukaryota, Viridiplantae, Chlorophyta, Chlorophyceae, Chlamydomonadales, Volvocaceae. The record is from RefSeq and is a predicted model, not a curated record. The transcript has 22 exons. Bases 1 to 3360 code for a protein of 1119 amino acids.
AUGAGGGCCAUGUAUUGCUGCUUCUUUCUCUCCGCCAAGCUUGUGCUUUUCGGACUGGCAGAUAUGGCAACUGCAACGGUGAAACUGGACAAUGCGACUGCCCGUUCGGGUUGGCAGGCCCCACCUGCACACAAAAGCUGUUUCCCGCAUGUCACUCGAGCCAUGAAGACGGCACUUUGCCCCACUACGGAGACUGCUGGGGAGACAGUUGGGGAGACAGUUGGGGAGGCAGUUGGGGAGACAGUUGGGGAGGCGCAGGGGGGCGAAAAGGCCAUGGAGCGCGUGAAGGUGCUUUCCGGCAGGCAGCUCUCCGAGCAUCCCUACUCGUGUCCCUCUUAUCUCAAGUACGAGGGCAGCGGACAUGUCCCCCAGCCGCCGUGCUUUUACGACAUACUUCUUAACAACAACCUGUUGUGUUACCGCUACAAGGGCGUUCCUGAGAGCCAGCAGCUGUCGGACUCUCCCUCCCUGGACGACCCGGAUGUGGAGUGGCUGCAUGUGAGGGGCUACCCCACCUUUCAGGAGCUCCAAGCGAUGCCGAGUCCCAAGGAGGUCAAGAUGCCGGAUGGAAUCUACCGACCGCUGAAAGAGUGUCCAGGCCGUUGUAGCGACCGCGGCUGGUGUCAGAGCCUGGGCGGCAACGUGCUGAUGGAGCGCCACGAGGACCCGGAGGAGCGCUGGUGCCACUGCCACUCUUUCUUCCGGGGCAAGACCUGCGAGAUUGCCGACCCCCUCCACUGCUACCGCAACUGUAGCGGAGUGGGCACCUGCCUGAAUGGCUGGUGCCAUUGCGAGCCGGGAUACUGGGGACAUGGGUGUACGAGGACGAAGGCGUACGGCAGUAAAGUGGGUACGUGCGGGUUGGUGGGCUGGCGGCCCAACCAUGCGGCUAUCAAGAUUUAUGUGUACGACCUACCCAGUAUUGUCUUGCACCGACGAGAGUUUCAAGACCAAUGGUCGUACAUUGAUCUGAUGUACAACGCGGAACUGGAGUUCACUGAGCGAUUGUUGGGCGACUGGUCCGUAAGGACGGAAAACCCCUGGGAAGCCGCACUAUUCUACGUGCCCACCUUCACGUACUGGUUUACAGGCAAUGUCGGCCACCCCACCUUCAUCUUCCAACACGUCGUGCACCACCUCCAGCACCUGGCGCCCUUCUUCAACCUGACGGGGGGCCGCAACCACGUCAUGUGGGCCACCAACGACCGAGGAGCGUGUAAACUUCAAAUGUCGCAAUUGGAGCUGCAACACCCCAUUAAGAUGGUCCAUUUCGGUCAAGCCCCCCGUCACGCCUACCUCCAGAAGGCCCAUAUGAUGGGGUCUGGUCACGGGAUCGACACGCUGGGGGGUGUGGCCUCGCUGCUGGGGGCGCUUCCACACCCGGGGCACCGGUUUGAGGAGUUCCCGGAGUUCACCGCGGCCGAUAUUUUGGAGGAGCACGAGAUUUGUCUUCGGCCAGAGAAGGACGUCGUAACCCCCAAUGUGCUUCACCAGGGCUGGGUUGAGCCUGGGGCUUACAGACAGGUGUGGGACGUCAAGUUUGUGGACGGCGAGCGGGUGGUCACUCGGCAACAGGACGAUCUCGAGAAGCGCACCUACACACUCUUUUUCGGCGGAUACACAAAGUCCAUCAUGGCGUACAGCCAGGGUGUACGACAAGCCUUACGCAGUAUGUUUGGGCCGGGUGGCAAGUACGACCCCAAUGGUCCUAACGCCAGAAGCGACUUCUUAGUGACCGAUCCUAGACACGAUGCCAUCGACCUCAUGGCCCGUUCUAAGUUCUGUUUGGCGCCCAUGGGGGCGGGCUGGGGUAUCCGGCUAGCUGAGGCCAUGGUGCGGGGCUGCGUGCCCGUUGUUAUCCAAGACCACGUGUAUCAGCCCCUGUGGGAUGUGGUCCCCUUUGAGGAGUUCUCCCUCCGCUUCUCCCGCCGCGACGUGGCCGACCUGGUUGACCACCUGGACGACGUCACCUCGGAGCAACUGGCCCGGUUGCAGGGGGGUGUGGAGAGGUACCACAGGUGGGAGGAAUGGGGUAUGGGUGAGUCGUACACCUCUUACGACAAGUCCUUCCAUACAUGCUUGUCAAGUAUACCUGUCGCAAGUAACGUUGAUAACCACCGCGUUGUAAUAUCAGACGCGAUUCCUUACUGCUUACGGAACUUUCCGAACUUUCACUUUAAACCCUUGUUCGAAGCUUGUCAAGGAGCAUACCAAUUUCCGUGCUACAUAUACCGGCAAAAGUUCAUUUUUUUCGACGCUGAGGAUUUUAGCUGCGGUGUCCGUAGGCUUUCGUUCUUCAUGGUGGAACCCCGGCUACAAGUCUCGCCAGAGGUGCAAGCCGCUCUGACCGAGGGACUGCCCGUGGUUGCGUUAGAGAGCACAAUUAUUACCCACGGCAUGCCGUGGCCUGACAACCUAUCAACCGCGCUCGAGGUUGAGAACGUUGUCCGCGCAUCAGGCGCUAUACCGGCGACCAUCGCAAUCAUCAAAGGCGUCCCCCAUAUUGGCAUGCAGCGCGAGGAGCUUGAGCAUAUUGCGCGAAAAGGGACCGCCGUACAGAAAGUCUCUCGGCGAGACUUGCCGGUCGUCAUGGCAAAACAAUUGGACGGCGCUACAACAGUUUCAGCCACAGCUGCGCUAGCGGCCUUAGCCGGGAUACAUGUCUUCGUUACAGGCGGCAUCGGGGGCGUACAUCGGGGGGGAGAAGUCACGAUGGACGUUAGCGCGGACCUCACAGAGCUGGGCCGCACACCUAUAGCGGUCGUGUGUGCUGGAGCCAAGUCCAUUUUAGAUAUUCCACGCACUCUGGAAGUAUUGGAGACGCGGGGCGUCGCGGUGGCAUCGUACGGUACGGAUGACUUUCCUGCAUUCUUCACGCCGCACAGCGGCUGCCGUUCCCCGGCCCGAGUGGAUUCCCCGGCCGAGGCCGCCGCCAUGCUCAAGUCGAUUCAGCAAUUGGGGCUUGGCAGUGGCAUACUGGUAGCAGUGCCUAUCCCACGCGAGCAGGCGGCGGAGGGCGAGGAGGUGGAGGCGGCCAUUCGCACAGCGCUGCAGGAGGCGGGAAGCCAGGGAAUCAAGGGCAACGAGGUGACCCCGUUUUUGUUGGAGCGAGUUCGCACCUUGACGGGGGGCCGUUCCCUGGAUGCCAACAUUAAAUUGGUGAAGAACAACGCCCGUAUCGGCAGCGCCAUUGCACGGCAGUAUGCGGCGCAGCUACGGCUACAGGAUCGACAACAGGAACUGCAGCUGCGACAGCAGGAGCAACAGCUACGGCGGCAAGAAGCGACGGCAUCGGCAGCAGGAAGAGGAGGAGCGGGAAGGGGAGGAGCGGCUCUGCCGCGGCUGCGGAGCAAAUUAUGAUGAGUCGGAAAUCGAAUAAGAGUGAAGAGCCCGCUGGAUGGCGGGGAUAUUGCUGGAUGUUGCUUUGUAAUUUUGGAAAGAGG